Messenger RNA from Sphenostylis stenocarpa, 1488 nucleotides. Lineage: Eukaryota; Viridiplantae; Streptophyta; Magnoliopsida; Fabales; Fabaceae. The record is from the annotation of a GenBank genome assembly.
AUGCGAGAGAAAAUCCAACGGUCGAGGCUGAAGAUAGAAUUGACCUUCGCUGUAGAAGCAAAAGAGAAAGUUGCUACCGACACAGUGCUUGAAUCCGCGGUGGCGACAACCGACGUAGGAGGCGGAGGAGAGGCGCGGAACGGUGGUCUUCAGGGGUUUCUGUCGUCGCUGUUCUCCACUCUCGGUGGUGUUUUUAGCUCGUCUUUUCAAGAAACACAGCAAAACGUUGUCAUGGCUUCCAGAGCGGAACAACCCAUCAAUGGUGAGGUUCGUGAGAACAAGCAGAAGAAUAUGGGUGGUGAAGGAAGAAACAGAAGGGUUCUUCAGGAUAUUGGGAAUCUUGUGGCCAAACAAGGCAAUGGUGGUAUCAAUGUGUCUAAACCUGUCACAAGGAACUUUCGUGCGCAAUUGUUGGCCAAUGCACAAGAGAAGACCAAGAAAUCAAGCACUGAAGUGGAGAAUGGCGUGGUGGUAGCAAAGGCGAAGGCAGCUCAGAAGCCUAAAGAAGAACCUGAAGUAAUUGUGAUUAGCUCUGAUGAUGAAUCGGAAAAGGAGAUUCAAUCAGUGGUUAAGGGAAAAAAGACAAGAGACAAAAAUGCCAAGGCCUAUAGUUCAGUCCUGUCUGCACGAAGCAAGGCUGCUUGUGGACUCCCAAGGGAAUUGGUAGUGAACAUUGAUGCAACUGACAUGGACAAUGAAUUGGCAGCAGCUGAGUAUAUUGAUGAUAUCUAUGAAUUUUACAAAAAUACUGAAAAUGAUGGCCGUGUGCAUGAUUACAUUGAUUCACAGCCAGAUAUUAAUGCCAAGAUGAGAUCAAUCCUUGUGGACUGGUUGAUAGAAGUGCAUAGAAAAUUUGAGCUCAUGCCAGAAACUCUCUACUUGACCCUGAACAUUGUUGAUCGUUUCCUGUCUGUGAAGGCUGUGCCUAGAAGGGAACUUCAGCUUGUUGGCAUCAGCUCUAUGCUGCUAGCCUCAAAAUAUGAAGAGAUAUGGGCACCAGAGGUCAAUGACUUUGUGUGCAUAUCAGACAAUGCUUAUGUCUGUGAACAAGUGUUGUUGAUGGAGAAGACAAUUCUUAGGAAGCUGGAAUGGUACUUAACGGUUCCUACACCCUAUGUCUUCUUGGUUCGGUACAUCAAAGCCUCCACUCCAUCUGAUAAAGAGAUGGAAAAUAUGGUGCUUUUCCUUGCUGAACUUGGUAUGAUGCACUACCCUACUGUAGUCUUGCACUGCCCCUCUUUGAUUGCUGCUUCUGCUGUACUUGCGGCUCGAUGUACCCUUGAAAGGACCCCAUUCUGGACAAGCACUUUGAAGCACUACACACGCUACUCUGAGGAGCAACUCAGGGAUUGCGCCAAAAUCCUAGUCAACCUUCAUGCCGCUGCUCCAGAAAGUAAGCUUAGAGCAGUUUACAAGAAAUUCAGUAGCUCAGAUUGCUGCUCUGUUGCCCUUCGUUCUCCAGCAAAGAACUUAACCACACUGUCUUAA